UCGAGGGACCGUGGGUCCUUUAUUUAUGACGUCACGAGUGAUUUGGAAGAUGGAAUUGGAAGUUGAACGUCCCUCGCUUGAAUUCCAAGUUACGGGGGAACGAUCUGAUUUUUAAAAGUUGAGUGCGUUUACUAAGACCACAAAUGGAACGAAGUGUACAUAUAUAAAGUUUAACGUCCGCCCUCGGGUCAGAAGAAAGCAUCCCCCACCGCCGUGAUGCCACAGAAGGGCCAGAAGAGCGCCCAGACCACCCAUUACAUCGAGCUGGGGGGCUACCAGUACUGGCCAGUGCUGGUGCCCCGUGGGAUCCGCCUGUACACCUACGAGCAGAUCCCGGGGUACCUGCGCAACAACCCCUACAUCACGGAUGGAUACAGGGCAUACCUGCCCUCCAGGCUCUGCAUCAAAAGUCUGUUCAUCCUGUCCAAUGAGACGGUCAACAUCUGGACUCACCUGGUGGGCUUCCUGCUUUUCUUUUUCCUGGCCGUGUACCACAUGGCGCAAGUUCUGCCCCAGCUGGGAGCAUCACGCGAGGAUUAUGUCAUCUACUCAGUUGGACUUUUCUGCUUCCAGCUAUGUCUGCUUUGCUCUGCGGGCUACCACGUGUUCUGCUGCCACCGCUCGGAGAAGACGAGUCGGCGCUGGAUGGCGCUGGACUAUGCCGGUGUGUCGGUUGAUCUGGGCUGCUACGUGCCUGCAGUCUUCUACGCAUUCUACUGCAACAAUUACUGGCGUCAGGUCUACCUGGUGACAGUGUUGGCCAUGAUCCUGGCAGUGUUCCUGGCACACAUCCACCCCAACUACCUGAGCAAGCAGUGGCGCCGCCCUCGCUCACUAGCUUUCUGCGCGCUGGCAUCGUGCGGCUUGAUACCUGUUGUGCACUGGGUCUUUGAUGCUGGCGGAUUCUCCUCGGAACUCGUGCAAGCAUUUAUCCCCCGUGUGUUGGUUAUGUAUUUGAUGGCGGCAUUGGCGCUGCUCUUCUAUGUCUCAAAAGUGCCCGAACGAUAUUUCCCAGGCCAACUGAACUACGUGGGCUCGAGCCAUCAGCUGUGGCACGUGCUCCUGCUUCUCAUGUUCUACUGGUGGCACCAGUCGUCCUGUUUCAUCAUGGCCUACAGACACGGCCGGCCUUGCCCUGUGGACCUCGACGCCAACGUGCACUCCUAGCCAACUAUGUGACACUCUUUGUGAACAUCGUAAGAAUGUACAACAACACGACCCUACACGGUGUUGACUAUGACAAUAUUAAACAACAGGAGGUUGACUGAC
This is a messenger RNA of Syngnathoides biaculeatus (alligator pipefish), 1269 nucleotides long. It is a transcript of the gene paqr3a, whose product is annotated as progestin and adipoQ receptor family member IIIa. Gene Ontology annotation, molecular function: signaling receptor activity. The record is from RefSeq and is a predicted model, not a curated record. Lineage: Eukaryota; Metazoa; Chordata; Actinopteri; Syngnathiformes; Syngnathidae. Gene Ontology annotation, cellular component: membrane.